AUUGUAAUAUCGAGUUUUAUAAGUCAUUUAACAAAAAUGAUAAUCUAUGAAUUAUUUUGGGGCCGUAUGAAAUAUUUGCGCGUUUAUUUAGAAACGGUAAUAAAUAAAGUAGAUAAUGAUAAGUCGAUGGAAAUAAGAAAAUGUAUCAAUGUUUAUAACAUAUUGCUGGAUUCGAUUGUUUUUGUGAAACCCUAUACACAUCUUUCAGUAAGUAACUUUCAAAUUUAUAAGUCCCUUAAAAAUUUGUUGUUCUCAAAUUUAUAUUUUAUUGGCAAUGGAUUUGUAUUUUGGAUUGUUCUACGUGAAUCGUUGUGUGGAGUUAUUUACUUAAUGGCUUCACCGAUUUUUGUGGAACUAACGAUGUGCGAAUAUGAAAAGAUUUAUGACUUGUUAGCAGAUCACAUUAUGGAUUGUGAUGAUGAUGAUUUACGAUACGUUUUGUACAAUACCCUUAACUACCUGAAGACACGCCCGCCCAAGUAUGUGAUAUGGCACGUAUUUUCCUUUGAUGUCAGUUUAAUUUUCAAUUUGAUGCACAUUUGUACUACUUACAUUAUCAUCUUGUUGCAGUUUUCCAUCGAUUUUUAA
Colias croceus (clouded yellow) is the source of this 588-nucleotide messenger RNA. RefSeq lists its product as uncharacterized. The record is from RefSeq and is a predicted model, not a curated record. The transcript is spliced from 3 exons. NCBI's taxonomy places the organism in Eukaryota, Metazoa, Arthropoda, Insecta, Lepidoptera, Pieridae. The annotation marks the transcript as partial.